GUUUUCCCGAGAAGAGCAAAAGCAAACAAAUCUCCGACGACGAAGAUACCAGAGUACAGAUGACAGCGAAAAAAAUGAAACUAUUGAAGAAGAAGAGUCGGCGCCGCUCGAAUGUAGUGAAAAGUUCAGAGAAGAGGCAAGUGAAUAGUUCACCGGAGAAGGUAAUCGAGAUUCCGAGUAACCCGCCGGAGCCGGAGAGCACAAGUAUGGGUAUUUGGUUUUCUAUGUUACAGGAGGAAGAAAAAGAUGGCCCUCAAACUUCUACUAAAGAAGCAGAUAUGUCUGACUCUAAAAUUGAUGGACUUGAUUAUGGUGUACCUUCUGACCAGGAGGAACCAAAGAAGGAUGCAGCUGUGGAAGGAAGUGAUGCUCAAAUUCAUGAUCGUGUACACAUAGCAGUGAAGUAUCUUUAGCACUAGAUCUACACAUAGCAGUUGCCUCAUAGUAAACCCCACUAUUCUGA
Molecule: messenger RNA, 463 nt
Organism: Arabidopsis arenosa
Lineage: Eukaryota; Viridiplantae; Streptophyta; Magnoliopsida; Brassicales; Brassicaceae
Source: the annotation of a GenBank genome assembly